Molecule: messenger RNA, 1356 nt
Organism: Sphaerulina musiva SO2202
Lineage: Eukaryota; Fungi; Ascomycota; Dothideomycetes; Mycosphaerellales; Mycosphaerellaceae
Product: glycoside hydrolase family 5 protein
Exons: 1
Coding region: 1-1356 (451 amino acids)
Biological process (GO): glucan catabolic process
Cellular component (GO): extracellular region; cell surface
Molecular function (GO): beta-glucosidase activity
Source: RefSeq, a predicted model, not a curated record
AUGGGCCUCAACAGUACAUGGGACGACAGCACACGGGCCAACGACCAGGUCCCACCUCUGAAUGAAGAAUUCAAGUAUGGGACCAUGCCCGUCCGAGGCUGUAAUGUGGGUGGCUGGCUCAGCAUCGAACCCUUCAUUACACCUUCUCUCUUCUCGUCUUACAAGACGUCCGAUAAUGUCGUAGACGAGUGGACGCUGACCAAAGCUCUCGGGCCUACCAAUGCCAAGUCCAUCCUCGAGAAGCACUAUUCUUCAUGGGUCACUGAAUCCACCUUUGCAGACCUCCAAGCCGCAGGUUUCGACCAUGUUCGAAUUCCCUUCAGUUACUGGGCCAUUAUCACCUACGACGGCGAUCCAUACGUCUCUCAAGUGUCAUGGCGGUAUCUCCUCCGAGGAAUUGAGUGGGCUCGAAAAUAUGGACUCCGUAUCAAUCUCGAUCUUCACGGCGCUCCCGGCUCACAAAAUGGAUGGAAUCACUCCGGCCAUCAGGGAGCCAUCGGGUGGUUGAACGGAACUGAUGGGACUUUGAACGGCGACCGCACCAUUGCCAUCCACAAGCAGCUCUCGGAAUUCUUCACACAACCUCGCUACAAAAACAUCGUCACCAUGUACGGUCUGGUCAAUGAACCACGUAUGGUCGAACUCGAUCAAUCCACCGUGAUUUCGUGGACACAAUCCGCCAUCGACGCCGUUCGCGGGAACAAUUUCACCGGCAUCAUCGUCUUUGGAGACGGGUUCAUGGGCCUUGACAAUUGGCAGGGUAAACUCACAGGCAACGACAAAUUACUUCUCGACGUCCAUCAAUAUGUCAUCUUCAACGUCGAUCAAAUCGUUCUCAACCACCACGACAAAAUCAACUUCGCCUGUGCCGGCUGGACCCAACAAGCACUCCGAUCCCAAAACACCGCCACAGGCUUCGGUCCCACCCUCUGCGGAGAAUGGUCCCAAGCCGACACCGACUGCGCCAACUACCUCAACAACGUCGGCGUCGGCUCUCGCUGGGAAGGCACUCUCAACAUGGUCGGCACCCCCGGCGGAUCCAUCAACGGCUCCGUUUUAACCCCGACCUGUCCCACCAACAAUAACCCUCGAUGUAGCUGCGACGGCGCCAAUGCCGAUCCGAGCGAUUAUUCCGAUGUGUAUAAGCAGUGGUUGUUGAUGUUUGCGGAGGCACAAAUGCAUUCGUUUGAACAGGGCUGGGGUUGGUUUUAUUGGACUUGGCAGACGGAAAGUAGUGCUCAGUGGAGUUAUAAGGCGGGUUUAAAGGCUGGCACGAUGCCGCAGUUGGCGUAUCAGAGAAGUUUUGAUUGUAGUCAGGAAAUUCCGGAUUUUCAGAAUCUUCCGGAGUUUUAUUGA